This is a messenger RNA of Varanus komodoensis (Komodo dragon), 870 nucleotides long. RefSeq names its product ATPase Na+/K+ transporting subunit beta 2 (gene ATP1B2). The transcript has 7 exons. The coding region runs from base 1 to 870 and encodes 289 amino acids. Gene Ontology annotation, biological process: potassium ion import across plasma membrane; intracellular potassium ion homeostasis; intracellular sodium ion homeostasis. The record is from RefSeq and is a predicted model, not a curated record. Lineage: Eukaryota; Metazoa; Chordata; Lepidosauria; Squamata; Varanidae. Gene Ontology annotation, molecular function: ATPase activator activity. Gene Ontology annotation, cellular component: sodium:potassium-exchanging ATPase complex.
AUGGCCGUCGAGAAGGAGAAGAAGAGCUGCGGGCAGGUGAUGGCGGAGUGGAAGGAGUUCGUCUGGAACUCGCGCACGCACCAGUUCAUGGGGCGCACGGGCAGCAGCUGGGCCCUCAUCCUGCUCUUCUACCUGGUCUUCUACGGCUUCCUCACGGCGCUCUUCACGCUCACGAUGUGGGUCAUGCUGCAGACCGUGGAUCCGUUCAUCCCCAAAUACCAAGACCGUCUCUCCGUGCCAGGGAUGAUGAUCCGCCCCAAGACAGAGGCGCUGGACAUCACCUACAACGUCACCAACACGGAGUCCUGGGAGGGCUACGUUCGGAUGCUAAAUAACUUUUUGGACGCUUACAAUAAUUCCAGGCAAGUGGCCACCAACGAGCGCUGCUUGCCGGGACGCUACAACGAGCAGCCGGACAACGGGGUGCUGAACUACCCCAAGAGGGCCUGCCAGUUCAAUCGCACCGAGCUGCGGGACUGCUCGGGCCUCAACGACACUAACUACGGCUACCGGGAAGGGCGCCCCUGCAUCCUCGUCAAAAUGAACCGGGUCAUCAACUUCUACGCAGGAGCCAACCAGACCAUGAACGUCACCUGCAUGGCGAAGAGAGAGGAAGAUGCACAGAAGCUUGGAGAGAUAGAGAUGUUCCCACCCAACGGGAACAUCGACCUGAUGUACUUCCCCUACUAUGGGAAAAAAGUCCAUCUAAACUACACCCAGCCAGUCGUGGCCGUGAAGUUUCUCAACCUCACCUUCAAUUUCGACCACCACGUGGAGUGCAAGAUCAACGCAGCCAACAUCGCCACGACCGACGAGCGGGACAGGUUUGCCGGCCGCGUGGCUUUCAAGAUUCGGGUGAACAAGGACUAG